This is a messenger RNA of Anolis sagrei ordinatus, 2233 nucleotides long. It is a transcript of the gene MROH6, whose product is annotated as maestro heat like repeat family member 6. The record is from RefSeq and is a predicted model, not a curated record. NCBI's taxonomy places the organism in Eukaryota, Metazoa, Chordata, Lepidosauria, Squamata, Anolidae. Gene Ontology annotation, cellular component: cytoplasm.
AUGCGCUUAUACACUCUUGAAUAUGAAGCUCUCCCAUCUCAUAAAAUGGGGUUUCUGGUUGUGUUUUCUCCUAGAACAGCUAUGGUAAUAAAAGAGAAAACAAAAAAGAACUAUAGCCCAUCGGUGGGGCUCAACAUGUCAUUUGCCAGUGAACCAGACUUUAUCUGCUCAGAUAAAACUACACAAGCUAUUUUUGAGGCUGCUGAUGAUCAGACCCAAUACAAGAAGACAAAUUCACACACAGCUCACUUAUCGGCACCUGAUCAAGAGAAACACUAUGUGCUGAAGACAAAAACCAAAGUGAGAGAAAGAGCCUACACAGUCCAGCCAAAAACAGAGUUUGAGAGCUUCCUCCCAAAGGAGAAACAAACAAAAGAGGAAGCAGACAAGAACUUGGAAUAUCACCUGGGUAUCACCUUCCAGCCAGUUGAGGAUGUUUUGGAUGAGAAACCUCAGAAAAAUGAUGCAACGGUUACAGGUCAGAUACUUUUCGCUGUGGCAAGUCUAAGGGAUGCAGACAAAAACAGUAUCCAGGCAGCGGCAGCAAUGCUGAACUCAGUCUUGAAGAAAGAGAGGAACAAACUGAGAGGAAAGGUGCCAGAGAUCAUUGAUAUUAUUUAUUUCCACAUGCGGGCAAUCCAGGAACCUAGUGCAAGAGAAGCCGCAAUAGGGGCUGUUUGUCUUCUGGCUGAAAGACACACAGAGGAAGCCAUCACAAGCCUUUUGAGACUUUCACUGCUUUGUGACAGGCAUAUUACUCAAAUUUGGGAAGGCCUGGGCCAAGCUAAGCAGCCUGUCAGACUCCAGGUUCUGGCAAAGCUUCUUGAAGUGCUCAAAAGAAGACCUGGCCUCAGCAGUGAACUCCCAGAGUCAGACCCAACAUCAAAGGAAAAUUCUCCCCUUCUGCCUCUAGCAGCAACAAAGGCCCUGUGUAUAAUAUUUAGGGAUAAAAAGUGCAAAGUGCCUAUGAACAGCUUUUAUGUGUCUGUCAUCAUCUUCCUGGUUAUUCAGCUGCAUUAUCUGAUGGACUGUUCAGAUAUUGACUAUGGACAGGAGGAAAUACUCCAAUCAUCAAGCUAUAUAAGCUGUACCAUGGAAGCUUUAAAAGCCUUAGUCAAAAGGGAGACGACUUCUCGGGCAUGUUUUGCAAGUCUAACUGGAAGCUGGGACCUCCUGUCUUCACCAGAGAAUUAUCUCGAAGGUGUUCUCCUUUUGGCCAGAGCCCUUGUCAAACAUCACCGUGGGCUUGACUAUGCUGUAUUUACCAAGGUGAUUCCACUUCUCCAUCACGGGGAUGACAAACAGAAGCUGACAGCAAUGGCCUUUUUCACAGCACUUCUGUCUUCUGAGUCCACCUACACAGUGCUUCAAAAACAUUACAUUUUGGGGCUCUUAAAGAACUGGCUGGCUGAUUCGAGUGCAACUUACCGCUGGCUCAGUCUCCAUGGAAUGGGCAAUGUGGCUCAUCAUCUACAAAAUAAGAAAGAACUUACUGCCCUAAUCCUCAAUAUCCUCCCAAGUUUUGAUGACUCUGAUGAGAAGGUGGCCUCGACAGCUAUGGAGGUCAUAACGAAAGUCAUGGUGCAACAGAAGAUCAAUGUCAACCUAUAUGUGAAAAUUACCAAGCAGCUUCAGCCAUUCCUGGCCGAUGGGAGGUACAAAGUAAGCUGUGCUGCAAAUAGAUUGUUUCAAGACAUACUUAAAAACAUAGAUGCAAAAGACAAGUAUGCUAUGCAAGACCAGGUUCUCACCGCUAUUGUUACACUGAUGGUGAAUCUGCAAGAACUAAAUCUGGAUGGAGGCAAGAGUCGUAUGGACAGCUUGCAGGAAUGCAAAGUCUUUCUGGGAUGGACAACAAAUGACAACGAAGACUCUUGGGACAUGAUUUGCAAGCAGCUCGUUAAGGAGCACCCAGGAAAAUUGAGAAGGUUUCUGAACCAGGCACAAGACUAUCGUCAAAGUCCUCAGAAGUCUUCAAGAUCUGCAGCCACCAUUUUUAUAGAUUCCAUCUUGCACCACAUAGAAUCGAGUCCUAUGCAAAAAACUGAAGUUGACUUUCUGAAACAAGCUUUUAGCUCUUUUCCAUCAGAGAAACAGUGCCCUGUUGUUUUGGAACCAGAAAAAGUAUGCAGGUUUUGCCCAGACCUGUUCAGAUGUUCCCGCUAUUUCCCAAGAUCCUGUAUUUGAUGCCUGUAUUUGAAGCUAAUAUCCUCCUGAAUAAAGAGCACUGUAU